CAUGAUUCUCUCUUCCUUACCUCGGUUGGUGCUAAUGAAAUAUUUCAGUGGGAAUGGGCGGUGGACCUGGAGGACAACAGAAUGCACCCGCAAUGGAUUCCGCAAGCUCGACAAGCUCAGCAGGCAUUCCUUCAUCAACCGGUGGUUCUACUGACUCUACCACUGGUUCCGAUGGUACAGACCCGAGCACAGACUCGAGCACAGAUCCUAGCGCGGACCCAUCUGCGGACCCAUCUACCGACUCAUCUACAGACCCAGCUACAAGUACUGGAGACACUGCUACAGAUUCAAGCGCUGACACCAGCGCAACUUCUGAUACUUCGGAUGGUGCCACCGCCGACGGGUCUGACGGUGCGGCUGUCAAGAGAGGAACCUACGGACGAUGGCUCGGUCGCCGCAGGCUAUAAAUUUCCCCAUAGCAUCUAAAGUCGUUGGCUCUUUACGUCGGAAUAUGUAGUUCGUUAGUCUGUAUUCAAUCAGAAGUGCCGA
This is a messenger RNA of Desarmillaria tabescens, 489 nucleotides long. RefSeq lists its product as uncharacterized. The record is from RefSeq and is a predicted model, not a curated record. The transcript has a single exon. NCBI's taxonomy places the organism in Eukaryota, Fungi, Basidiomycota, Agaricomycetes, Agaricales, Physalacriaceae. Bases 54 to 407 code for a protein of 117 amino acids.